AUGUACGGGAAGUUGCUGGCAGUUUUUUUUCUUAAGAUCAGUCGUGAUGGUGUUUUGAUUAAUUUCAUGAGAAUGUCAGGUCUGUGGAUUCUAUGUGGAGGUGUGGCAGGAAUUACAGCAAUAAUUCUCAUUGCAACAUGGACCUUAUGCAGAAAAAGGACUCAGGAGAGUAUUUUAGCUCGAAAAGAUGCAUCAAAUGAUUUACUGUCUGAAGAAUCCGUCAGCCUUAAGAUAUCAAGCAAGGAAAUCUAUUCGGCGACCGACAAUCUAAGCGCAGUCAACUUCAUUGGGCAAGGCGGAGCUGGAAAGGUAUAUAAAGGCAUACUAUCAAAUGGGAAACAUGUUGCAGUGAAGCACAUAAUCAACGAUGGAUCUGUUGAGACAUUCAUCCGCGAAGUCACGAGCCUUUCCGAUGUUAGACAUCCAAACCUUGUAGCUUUGCUUGGCUCUUGUGAGGAUGUAGAAGAAUAUUUCCUGGUCUAUGAACUGUGUCAAAAUGGGAACCUUUCGGAGUGGCUAUUUGGUAAAGAUAAAAAUCUGCCAUGGAGAACGAGACUCGAGCUUGCAAUUGACAGUGCUAGGGGCCUUUGGUUUCUGCACACUUAUCCGGGAGGCUGCAUUGUUCACCGUGAUAUCAAGCCAACAAACAUUCUCAUUGACGAAAACUUUCAAGCAAAACUGUCAGACUUCGGGUUAUCUAAAGUUAUGGACUUGGGACAGUCUUGUGUGAGCUCAGAAGUGAGAGGGACAUUCGGUUAUGUUGAUCCUGAGUACCGAAAGAAUCACCGCGUAAAUGCUUCAGGAGAUGUCUACAGUUUUGGAAUAGUUCUUCUGCAACUUAUCUCAGGGCGCAGGGUUAUCAAUCUAAACUCAAACAAACCAAUGCCUCUUAGUAAAAUGGCAAGGGCUCUCACAAAAGGCGGUGAUGUAACAGAAUUCGCAGAUCCCAAACUUAACGGGGAGUAUUCGGUAGAAGCUUUUGACCUUGUGUUCAACCUAGCUUUGUCGUGCACAGGACUAAAGCUGCAGAGGCCAAGCAUGGAGCAAGUGGUAUCAAAACUUGAAAGGGCACUUGAUACCUCAACCCGAAAACAGUCAGCUUCUUCUACCCUACCAAUCAAGGCUGGAAAUCGGAGAAACUCGAGCAGAUAGUUUUGUAAAUUGAAACAAUCAUGAAUGAUUUUAAAUGGAAAAAGAAUUACAAUACAUUGCAAUAUAACAAUGAUUUUGUACAAAAGCUUCAUUGAAAAAAAUAGAAGAAGCUGAGGUCGCUCUAUUCUCUAGUUCCCUCCAAGCAUUAGCAGCAGGGAAGAGCUCGUAAAGUUUACUCGUUGUACUUUUUUUUUUAGUCCUUAAUAUGAAGAAUCUGUAUUGAUAGUACAGGUAGAGCAAUAAGAUUUCAAUUAAAUGUGCCUAAUUUUUUCAUUUACACGCUUUUGGGAUCUAUGUAUUAAUCGACGAUGCAAUCAUUGGCAGAAUAUUUAACUGUAAAUUUACUUCAUUAGAC
Messenger RNA from Pyrus x bretschneideri (Chinese white pear), 1507 nucleotides. RefSeq names its product probable serine/threonine-protein kinase PBL28. The transcript is spliced from 6 exons. Gene Ontology annotation, molecular function: ATP binding; protein kinase activity. The coding region runs from base 1 to 1152 and encodes 383 amino acids. NCBI's taxonomy places the organism in Eukaryota, Viridiplantae, Streptophyta, Magnoliopsida, Rosales, Rosaceae. Gene Ontology annotation, biological process: protein phosphorylation. The record is from RefSeq and is a predicted model, not a curated record.